This is a messenger RNA of Pseudonaja textilis, 2396 nucleotides long. RefSeq names its product protein kinase AMP-activated non-catalytic subunit gamma 3 (gene PRKAG3). Gene Ontology annotation, cellular component: nucleotide-activated protein kinase complex; nucleus; cytoplasm. Lineage: Eukaryota; Metazoa; Chordata; Lepidosauria; Squamata; Elapidae. Gene Ontology annotation, molecular function: protein kinase binding; AMP binding; protein kinase regulator activity. Gene Ontology annotation, biological process: protein phosphorylation; regulation of catalytic activity. The record is from RefSeq and is a predicted model, not a curated record.
CGGCUCGGGGCAGGAUGGCUUCUAGCUGAAGACGAUUCCUGGCACCACUGCCGCUGUCACUCCUCUCUUCCCCCUUCCCCCUUCCCCGCCCGCCGCAGACGUGAUACUAAAGCCGCUUGGGCCAACUGCCCUAAAUAGAAGCUGCCGGCAUGGAGCAAGCGACAGCGGCCCAGGCCUUGGAGCAGGUGCCAUCACUGAACAAUGGCCUCGAGCAUCUGGAAGAAACAGGCCCCGCCUCAUCUCUGGACAUUGAGGAAUCUGCUUUGAAAGCCAAUGUUGUUGUGCAGGAAGCCAAGGAUUUGACUGCCAGUGACAAAGAAGUGAAUUUGAUAAUGACAAAUGUAGUGGCAGAUGGCAGAACUGAGAGGCAGGACCCAGAGCCAACGGUGUUUGAUGCUGAGACUGCAACACACAUUGGCAAAGUGACAGCUGCAGAUGCCAUUGCUGUUGAACUGGAUUUCAAGUCAACCCAUUCAGAGAUCAAAGACUUGGACAGAGCUCACAGCAACAGUGGAGCAGGCAAUGACAUGAUACCCCAAGGUAGGAUUAAGGAUUGGAGUACCACAGCAAGAACACGGAUUUCAGAAGAUACAGGUCAGUUUAACAAAGGCACAGUCCUGGGUCCCAGCACUCGAGUAACAUCAGAGGACACAAAGCUUGAACAGGCCAAACAGGAAGAUGACGAUGAUGAUGUCAUUUCACUCGACUGUGAAAUUCUUGGGUUUGGUCCUGAUAUUGAAUUCCUGGGCCCAGAUGCUGAAAUCUAUAUGCAGUUCAUGCGGAGUCAUCGCUGUUAUGAUGCUAUUCCCACCAGUUCCAAACUGGUCGUGUUUGAGACCACUCUGCAGAUUAAAAAGGCGUUCUUGGCCCUGGUGGCUAAUGGGGUGCGAGCCGCUCCUCUUUGGGACAGCAAACAGCAGUGCUUUGUGGGCAUGCUGACCAUCACUGAUUUUAUUAAUAUUUUACAUCGCUAUUAUCGAUCUCCUAUGGUCCAGAUAUACGAGAUUGAGGGGCACAAAAUUGAAACUUGGAGAGAGGUGUAUUUGCAGGGUUCCUUCAAGCCUUUGGUGCAUAUUUCUCCAAACCACAGCCUCUUUGAUGCGGUUUAUUCCUUGAUUAAGAAUAAGAUCCACCGACUGCCUGUGAUUGAUCCCAUCUCAGGAAAUGUCCUGCACAUCCUGACCCACAAGCGCAUCCUCAAAUUUCUGCACAUCUUUGGAGCCAUGCUUCCAAAGCCACGCUUCUUGCAGAAAACCAUCCAAGAGCUGGGCAUUGGUACUUUUCGUGACAUUGCUGUAGUGUUAGACUCCGCUCCUGUCUACACAGCUUUGGAGAUUUUUGUGGACCGCAGAGUCUCGGCGCUGCCUGUGGUUAAUGAAAAAGGAACGGUAGUUGGCCUCUAUUCCCGCUUUGAUGUGAUUCAUCUGGCUGCCCAGAAGUCUUACAACAACCUGGACAUUAGUGUGGGGGAAGCCCUGAAACAGCGCUCGGUCUGCCUAGAAGGAGUCCUUACAUGCCAUCCCUAUGAAACUCUAGAAGACAUAAUUGAUCGUAUUGCCAAAGAGCAGGUGCAUCGCCUGGUUCUGGUGGAUAAGAAGAACACUCCGCGGGGGAUCGUGUCCCUCUCAGAUAUUCUCCAAGCCUUGGUGCUCACACCCGCAGGCAUCAACUGCUAUUCCCUCUGACAGUGUGCAAGGACUCCUGGCUACUUGAUCUGCUGCUACUGCAUCAAUGACUCCUGGGGGCCAGUAAGAGAAGCUCUAACAGCUAUGAAGAAGGCCUAGCAUCUCAAGAGCCCUGACUGCCAGUUCCUUCCUCUCAGUGAACCACGAAAGAGGCCUGAGGGAGGACAAAAGUUCUAAACUCGGAAUUGCAAAUGGAGGGGGGUCACUUCUUUGGCCCCUAAACCAAUAUACAGGAACUAGUCUGCUACAAGGGUGUGGGGUGGGGGGAAGGAGAGGUGUGUAUCUUGAACAAUGUGUCCAUUGUUUGCCUCCUCUUCUUGGCCUCACUAACUGGAAGAUUGUAUUUGAAAAUCGAACAUGCUUCGGGGCCUCUUUUGCUUCAGCUGGAAAAAAGAUUGCUAGAGACUAUGGAUAAUGCUUCAGGAUAAAGCCCAAAAGGUUAUUUACCUUCGCUGCAGGAGGAUUAAUUCUAAGUUAAAGGCAGAUUCUACACCUUGAAAAGGACUAGGCUGAGCUAUUUCAGAAAAACCUGCAGGUUUUUUUCUUAGUUCUUAAAGUAGGCUCAUGUCUUGCUUUGAUAUUUCAUUGCACUGAACCACUUGGAAGGCAAGGCACAAGACCAGCUUAGGAUAAUUGUUGUGAGGUAGACAGGACCCUUGUUUGUACACUUUUAGGUCCCUAUUCAAAGUAUUUUGCCCCAUUCUGAAACUU